CACCAAAUCAAUAUCCGGUUCCUGAUAAUUAUAUGGUGGAAACAACCUAUGGAAAAAAAGAAAUAAUGAUUACUUGUUUUAUUAAUUAUUAUAAUGAAAAACCUCGUUAUAAAAUACAAUUUGGAUUAAAUGAAAAUGAAUAUGUAUAUUCAGAUCAUUCACCAACAGAUGCAGCAAAUGCAUACCUAAAAGCUUAUUAUGAAAAAAUCGCAUUUGAAGAAAGGGCUAAAAAUCCAAAUAGUUUAACAAGUCUUGAAGAUCAUAUUAAGCAAUAUUUUUCUGCAAAAGAUAAUGUCACAAUCGAUGAAUUAGUUUUUACAAUAAAUAAUUCAAGAUUCCGGAUUAUAUAUCAACCUAAAGCCAAUGAUGAAGCAAAACCUAUAUUUGAAAGAUUAAGUCAAAUAAAUGCAAUUAUGGAUAAGAAGAUUCCAAUUUAUCUAAUUAAAUUACAACAAUUUAAAGAUAAAUUAAACUCUGAUCAUGAAAUUCAUAUCACAGAUUCUGAAAUUAUUAAUGAAGUCGAGAGUUCAUUGGGAAAUGGUACAAGACGUUCAAUUAAAGAUAUUUUAAGAUUUCUUAUACCAUCUAUGGUUAGUAAAGGAAUACUUAAUUAUUCUGAACCAACAUUACAUAUUCGUAUUAGUGGUGACGGAAGAAAUGUUGGUCACAAAAUCAAACAUGUAAUGAGUUAUGACACAUUAUGUAUUGCAUUAGCACCAUUAAUAGAAGAGCUACAUGAUAUUAAGACUGGAUUUAUUGAUAACAAUGGAUAUAAGUGGAAUAUUGAAUUAUAUAUCUCUGCUGAUUGGAAAUUUCUCGGUAUUUGUCUAGGACAUAAAUCAGCCAAUAGCGCAAAUUUCUGUCUUUGGUGCUCAAUAAAUAAAUCUCAAAAUGGAAUUUUAGAAUUAAAUAAUGAACGACAAGAUAAUUGGACUAUUGAUAAGAACAUUGACGAUAUUAAUCAAAACUAUCAAAAUAUCUUACGACAUAAAAAUUCUCCUUUAUUUUCGAUGAUUCCAAUUUGCAACUGGGUUGUCGAUGAAUUACACUUAUUAUUACGCAUAUUUGAUCGACUAUGGGCACUUGUUUUAAGUGAACUUU
Messenger RNA from Racocetra fulgida, 1101 nucleotides. NCBI's taxonomy places the organism in Eukaryota, Fungi, Glomeromycota, Glomeromycetes, Diversisporales, Gigasporaceae. The record is from the annotation of a GenBank genome assembly.